AAAUUAUAAAUCGGUUUAAAACUGACAGAGUUAUGAAGAAACAAAUAUAAAAAAAUGGAACCUAUUUUUCUUAAAGUCGGUUAAAAAUAUUUGGUUUCAAUCAAUGCCCAAUUAAUAAUCCUGUUGGUAUAGUAAAUCUACGUACUAGCUACACCCAAACGUCUCUUACUCUUAGAAUUAUAAAUAAAUUAUUAUUUAUGUAUUAUAAAAAUGUCUAUUAGUUUACCUAUAUAUUCAUCUACGUCUCUAUACUGUACUCAUUAUGUUAGUCACUCUUCUUUUUGUUUAACAUUUGAAAAGAGAGCAAUAACGCUAAAUAAGUCGCUCUUAAAGCAUUGAACCAAUAAAAUAUAGCGAAAGUACUAGUGUCCCCCAAAAGAUAAUCUGUAUCAACACGGCCGGCACUUAUGCAAUAAGACAAGCGCCCCAGUGCCACUCGCCAGCAUCAGUGGGCUCCGCGCCACCAACUGCAACGGCAACCGCCAACGAAACCAGUGGCAUUCAUUGCACACAGAUGUUCUAAUGUGAUCAACCCGUAUUUAAUUAAUGUGUCGAAGUCAUCCAUCGGAAUCAAGAUGCAUUCGUUCAAAAUCCUACCACUGUUUGUGUUUACGUUCAUUCUUUCCGGCACAGCCGAGGGUCAAUCGCUAGCGUGUCCAGCGGUGCGCACCAGUAGCGGAUGGUUGGACUUAUUCCCAUUACCUUGUAAGAAACACACUGAAUGCAAGGUAAUGGGCUCACUGUACCUCUGCUGCAAAGGAUUCUGUACAAAGGGCAUCCAGAAAACCACUCAACUACGAACCAACGUGCAGGCCGCGAGUAGCUUAGUGCAGUCAAGUAGCACAAGUACAAGCACAACCAGCACCACAACCACAACUACUACCACCACCACCACCACCACAACUACAACUCCGAGUACCACCAGCUCCAGUACCACCACCACAACGACCACACCAAGACCGCCGCCACCGCCGCCGCCUCUGCCCGCGUUGGAUGCCACAAGACCCUUCCUGCAACUUUUGCCCAUUCAGACCACUGCGGCCAACACUCCGAAGGCUAAUGCUGUAUCUAAGACAGGAUCUGAUAUAAUAACAUCUGACGUAACUUAUUCCCAUACUCACAAUACUGCGUCGGUUUACGUCGAUAAUGUGGAUUACUCGAGCACAGGGAAAACACAGAAACUGGUGUGCCCAAAGUCAGCACCCGCGGUACUGUUCCCGAUACCGUGUGAGAACAACGCACAGUGCCGAGCCAGCAGUGGCCCCGGACAAGUAUGCUGCGGAGGACGUUGUGUCAAUGGAGUACCAGCGCCGCGACCUGUCGCCGCACCCAAGUCCCAUCAACCGUUACUGGGCGUUAUACCUCGAGAAUGCCCGAGUGCGCCGCUAGGCGAGUUGCUGUUUGAGGUGCAGUCGUGUAAAACCGAUGCAGAUUGCUGGCCACGCAUUUGCUGCCCCGAUGGCACCCGCUCCUACUGCCGCACGGCUAAGGCCAGGCUGGACCUAGUUCCCGUCGCCCGGCAAAUUGACGCCCCUGUAAGAAUGAUAGAACAAUAUCUGCAAUGCACACCACCACCUCAAUAUGACUUAUUCCCUAAGCCGUGCAGUUCUAGUGUAGACUGCUUCCCUAGCUUGUGCUGUGCAGAGGGAGGCAAAAAGCACUGUCGACCGCCACAACGCAGCAUUUUAUCUCUUCUUUCCGGUGUUACACAGACAAUUGGAUCUACAUUGGGCAAUCUGCGACAGGCGCAAGCACAAAUAAACAAAAAUAAAGUGUAAUAUUAUAUAAUAUUAUUAGUAGUAAUAUUGUAAAUUAUUAAAUUAUAACAAUUUUGUAUUUUUAUACUUUUG
Galleria mellonella (greater wax moth) is the source of this 1850-nucleotide messenger RNA. RefSeq lists its product as uncharacterized. Lineage: Eukaryota; Metazoa; Arthropoda; Insecta; Lepidoptera; Pyralidae. The record is from RefSeq and is a predicted model, not a curated record. The coding region runs from base 576 to 1778 and encodes 400 amino acids. The transcript is spliced from 7 exons.